Molecule: messenger RNA, 909 nt
Organism: Dicentrarchus labrax (European seabass)
Lineage: Eukaryota; Metazoa; Chordata; Actinopteri; Moronidae
Product: COP9 signalosome complex subunit 9
Exons: 3
Coding region: 116-322 (68 amino acids)
Biological process (GO): negative regulation of protein neddylation
Source: RefSeq, a predicted model, not a curated record
ACACGUCGGACUUAUUUUCACCGGGCGCCGCGGUAGCUCUGCAGCGUUCAUCCUCUUUAACAAACAAACAACUGAAUGAUCUUCUGUCGGUGAAACCUCGUGGUUCCGUUCAUCAAUGCCACUAAAGGAUCAGUCCAACUCCACCGCCAUGAAACCUGCGGUGGACGAGAUGUUUCCGGAGGGUGCGGGACCGUACGUUGAUCUGGACGAGGCUGGGGGAAGCACAGGACUGCUGAUGGACCUGGCUGCCAAUGAAAAGGCCGUUCACUUGGACUUCUUCAAUGAUUUUGAGGAUUUGUUUGACGAUGAUGACAUCCAGUGACAGAGAAGUCUUCGGAGUAAUGAUGGAUGAUAUUCACAUCAGUCUGCACCUUUUUUUCUUUGUUUUUUGGUGGAAAGCAAACCAACCAUUUACUGUCUAAUGACAUACAAUUUCCUUUCAUAGUUAUCCUAGUUUCAGGCUGUUUAAAACAUCCUUAAAAAAGUCUUCACGGGUUCCAGAUGUUGGGAAAUUCUUAACAUCCCAAGGAUUCCUUUAUAUACGGUAUGUUAGAAUUAUGAGCCUGCAUCGCGCUCGCGUCUUCGACUGCUUCUAAACUGGAUUGCAGGUUUCAGUGUGCCGGAGAACACCUGUUAGGAGUGUAAUUAUACAUAUGAUGGGCAGAGGCUCCAUAUGCUGUCGCCCUUAAACAUGCUGCAGAUGGCAUAUGAUAAAUGAUGGUCUGCUAAGAUGUCUUGAAUUGUUUGUAUGUCAGUGUGCGAUAGCCACAUACGUUCUGUGUGUUUUAUAUCUGCAGUGAGUCAAGUUACGUCAUGGAUUUGUACAUAUGUGUACACAUACACAUCCACAGUUUUUGUGAUUGAUUCUAUGUGACAAAAAUCAAUAAAUAGUGUUUUGUAGAUAUAAAA